Molecule: messenger RNA, 3629 nt
Organism: Cataglyphis hispanica
Lineage: Eukaryota; Metazoa; Arthropoda; Insecta; Hymenoptera; Formicidae
Gene: e
Product: zwittermicin A synthase ZmaJ
Exons: 13
Coding region: 514-3114 (866 amino acids)
Source: RefSeq, a predicted model, not a curated record
UAUCAACCGGAGGAGGCAUUCUCUCUUGGUCACUAGUCUACCGAAGAUCAAACAUUACGGUCGCGCUGAUACAAUCUGGCGAAUAGCUUAUGCAUUGCAAAAUCGCUUAAGCUGUUUUAUGAAGGAAAGUCAGAAAAGAAAUAACCAAAGUAGAAUAACCGGAAUAACCGGAAAAAAAAAAGGAUCGUGUAAAAGAAGCAGGAGAGGCAAAGAAGAGAAAAAUAAGAAGAAUUAAUGAGAGACGAGUGUGUGGAGAAAUUUAAGAGAAAUAUUAGUGAUCGGUCGACGAAAGAGAAAGCAGAAUAUAUAUUUAUAUAUAUAUAGUAAAAGUAUAUCUUUCAGAAUCAUCGUAUUUCAAAGAUCGGCAGUGUGAAAGCGCAAAAUUAAAGUUAAUUUUUCACUGUGAAUAAUUGAUUGUCGGAAUUAAACAGGAAAACGGAGAGAAGGAAGUGACAAGCUCUUCGCUAAUCGGACUCAUAAUAAAUAAUAGUUACUUCGAAUAAAUAUUUGAAGAUGGGUACUUUGCAGCAGCAAUCCAUCUUAAAGGGUCAACAAAUAGAAAAAAGCGAAGAGAAAGAUUUAGUGCACGAAUUGUUCAGUGGCGCAGCAAAGAUUCAUGAGAAUCAAAUCGCAUUAUAUUAUAAAGAUGAUAACAACCGGGAACACGUGUUGUCUUUCAAAGAAUUAGACAACAUUACCAAUAGAUUGGCACGAGUCUUGCAAAAAUACGAAAAAUCGGAGACAACUUCUCAAUCACUGGUGGCUGUCUGCAUGAAAACGUCACAUCGUCUUCCAAUCGCAUUACUUGGUAUACUCAAAGCAGGAAUGGCUUAUCUACCUUUGGACGCGGAAUUUCCGAUGUCCAGGACAAAGCACAUUCUCGAAGAAGCACAACCACUAAUAGUAUUGAUCGAAGAAGGAGUGGAUUUGUCAAUUUAUGAGGGAACCUCGAUCGUGACGUAUGAACAGCUUUUGAGAGAAGCUGAGCAAGAAAAAGAAGACACGUUAAAAACCAAAAAGUGGUCGAAUCAACUUGCCAUUGUUCUUUAUACUUCCGGCAGUACAGGAGUUCCAAAAGGUGUACUUAUACCGCAUGUUACUCUACUGAAUCGUCUACAAUGGCAAUGGAGAGAACUUCCGUACGUUGAUAACGAAGAACGAUGCGUCUUUAAAACUGCUCUCACAUUCGUCGACAGUGUCCCGGAGAUUUGGGGACCCCUUCUACAAGGCCGUACGCUGGUGAUUGUGCCGAAAAGCGUUACGAAAGAUCCGGAGAAAUUCGUACCGCUAUUGGAGAAACAUCAGAUACAACGUUUAGUGCUUGUGCCAUCAUUGCUACGUUCGCUGCUCAUGUAUUUGGGUUUGCGAAAUAAUAAUAAUCUCUCGACAAGCUCUCAACAAGCUCUCGAUCGCUUGAGACUCUGGAUUUGCUCAGGAGAAACUUUAUCAAUCGCAUUGGCCGAUCAAUUUUUUGAUACAUUUAACAACAAGGACAAAAUAUUGGCUAAUUUCUACGGCAGUACAGAGGUCAUGGGUGACGUCACAUAUUACCUUUUAAGCAAUCGCGCGCAAUUACAAGGAAUGGAGAAAGUGCCAAUAGGAAGGCCGAUCGACAAUUGCAUAAUUUAUCUCGUGAACAAGGACAUGCGAUUAAUUCCCCAAGGAGAAGUCGGUGAGCUAAUCGUGGCAGGAAGAAAUCUCACCGCGGGUUAUAUACGCGAACGAGACACACAUAAAUUUUUGGACAAUCCCUACGCUAUCGAUCCAAAAUAUCCAAAGAUUUUUCGUACUGGCGACUACGCUAAAAUUGCCAAAGGUUCGAUAAUUUACGAGGGACGAGUGGAUUCGCAGAUUAAAGUUAGAGGUCAUCGCGUCGAUCUUACGGAAGUUGAGAAAAUAAUUGCCAAGAUAUCCGGUAUCGAUAAGGUCGUGGUUCUUUGUUACAAGCCCGGUGAACUGUCACAGGCAUUAAUAGCUUUUGUUACCAUCGUUGAUGACACGACUCUAUCCAAUUCGGAGAUUAAAAAUCUUCUCCAAAAAACGUUGCCACCAUACAUGUUACCACAAAUAUUUGUCAUUGACCACAUACCUCUUUUAAUCAAUGGAAAAACGGAUCGACAGUCAUUGCUAAAACACUAUGAAUCAUUUUAUCCUAAUAAUGAAGACAACGUUGCUGCGAAUUGCAAUUACAGCGGUGUACCAGAUCAAGAUCUUGAGAAAGCCAGAGUUCUUUUUCCGACUGUCGCAUCCGUAAUCGGACGAAAUGAUGCGCUAGUGAAUCUGCAUGCGAAUUUCUACGAGCUCGGUGGAAAUUCCUUAAAUUCCAUUUACACUGUGACCAAGUUAAGGGACCAGGGUUAUGAGAUUAGCAUCACGGAUUUCAUCACGGCAAAAGAUUUGGCCGAAGUAUUGGACCGCAUGAAACUUAUAUCUUCUGACGAAAAACCUCUGAAGGAGACAAUCGACCAGAAACCGUAUAUUUUCGAAACGUUAAGCGAUUCUCACAAGCUGGACGCGAUCGAAAUAAUCACAGAGAGCUUUUAUUCGAAAGCCGAUUUGGAGCAAUGGUUAAUGCCGGACAUAACGAGAGCCGAUUAUCGGGAAUUGAUGGAAGCUAUAUGGAACUCUCUCAUAGAAAAAGGUUUGAGCUUCGCGAUAAAAUCGGCGCAAAAUGACAAAACGAUCGGAGUUACCCUUAAUUUUGAUGUUUGGGACGAACCUGAACUGACACUGAACUCUAAAUUAAUGAUUAUAUUCGACUUUCUCGAGUAUCUGGAAAAACCGAUUAAAGAAAACAAACUACCGAAAGGCAAGGGCAAAAUAAUGCAUAAUUCCAUGAUGGCGACAUGCAGCGACUUGAAUUUCGCGGAAAACGUAUUAGUGAUGCAACAGAUGGAAGAGUAUUGUUUACAAUUCGCUCAACAAAAAGGAUUCGCCGGGAUAUUCACUACAAAUACCAGUCCUCUCACUCAGCAACUUGGCAUGGACGUGUAUGAAUAUGACACAUUGCUGGUAUAUCAAGUGAAUCAAUAUGAGACACCCGAUGGAAAUAAACCUUUUGGAAAAGCCCCCGACAGUCAAGUGGCAAUUUGCGCAUUGAAAAUGAUUAACUGAAACAAUUUUAAUUAAAAGAAAAAAAGUAUUAGUAUCAUAAGCAUCAUCUCUGUGAUCUUUCAUCGACAUAUUCAUUGUUAAUAAUUCAUUAUGACAAGGCUUUAUAUCUUUCCAUUCUUUCACAUCACUUUUUGUUAUUUUCUAUAAAUAUCAACAGCAAACAAUAUAUCGCUAACAAUAAUUGUGUAAUUGAACAACUAUCUAUAUUGUUUGUCACAAACAUAAUGUAAUUAUUGUUUCUUUAUCAUCAUUUCAUUUUCUUAUUAGAUUAAAAAAACUUUAGAAUCUUAAGAUUAAUUAUUUUAGAAGAAUUUGUUUUAAUUAUUUAUUAAUAUUUGUCAUAUUUAUCUGUACAAAAAUGUAUGAUAUAAUUUUAUAGCUUUAUAAAAUUUUUAUCGAAAAUACAUAAUUGUCAAAAAAAUAAAAAUCGAUAAUUAUAUUAUAAUCUGAUCUUUAAUAUUAAAGAACCAUAUUUCGAUAAAUAUAUGUAUUUUAAUAAAAAAUUAUUGUAAUAA